UAUGCUUCCUAAUAGAGUUGAGUGAAUUCCGCGAAAACAGGUUGUAGUUCGUCAACAACUGACGAGACCACAUUGAUGUCUAUUUGUUAUGAAGAUCUAACUCCGAGAUGAAGUAUGUUUGGAAGUAUGUCCUGUACUGGGGAACCUUGGUCACUUUUAUAGAUUUGUCAGCUGGGCUACAAGAAAAUGCGAAAAAUGUAUUGACAAAGCUCACCUACAGGAAUUCAAAGUACACAACCAAAUGUGGCUUUUUGAACUGGGACCGUUGUACAAGAAGCAGAAAAGUCUCAGACAAAUCAUUUUAUUGCAAGAGUGGGUACAGAUCAACGAACGAUGUCAGCUGCCCUCAUCCUAUAUGUGACGGUGAUAUCAACCCCGCUGCUUGCACCAUCACAUACAGAACAUCUCACAUCAUCUACAGUAACGGCAAGACCCAGUACAUCAGUGGAGGGAGCUGCAGUACACCAGGGAAGUGUAUCAAUUGUAAUGACGGCUUCUAUGCAAGCCCGGAACGGUGUAGAAUGUGCACCGCCAUCAGCAACUGUGACCUGGAGGAAUGCAGCAGCAACACCAACCAGGUGUGUACUCGAUGUGACGGGGUUGUGUCGGAGAAGGCAGGAUUUAGGGCGUACGUGGCUUCUUCUAACAAGAAAUCCUGCAUCAAGACGUGUUCCUGGCGGAGUGACAGCACCUGGUGUUAUCCAGGGACUUGCCGGAACGAGUACGCCAGCAACUGUGCCUGCUCCAGUGGUUUCACGGGGAAAACCUGCCAGACAAUAACAGCGAAGCCAACAAUAAACUUCAACCUCCUACGGUUGACCAGCAGCAAUGGGGACACGGCCGAGGCACCUCCCAACAUCAACAGUGGAUCAUCUCAGCCCACCAAGUGGUCCAACAUCAACUCUCCAUCUCGAAUGUACUACAAGUUCACUGCUGAGUACAGGACGGUACCCCCAACCAGACAUGCUUUCAUUGAAGCCUUCGCCGUGGGCAUUGUCAGCGCUUCUGCUACCUUCAAACUUAAGAGAAGUGGACGUGUGACCUCGACUAAGGUGCUUAACUGUGGUGGAGCCAGCAGGACCAGCCCCGACACAGACCUGUUCACCUGUGAAGGAAACCCAACUGGGGCGUCUGUACUGCCUUUACCCUUCCAACACAAAGACGUUAUUGACUUCUCCUAUGCAACAAGCAAUGGAGGGAAUGUAAAGGUCCGGAACAAGGAGACCAACAUCCUAGGAACCCACUACUACACCGGUGCUACACAGACCCACACCUUUACCAUGACCAUUGACCUGGUGGAUCCCUAUCACUGUAGUGGUACUACUGCCUGUGUUGGCAGCAUGCUGACUGCUCCCAAUGUGAUCAAAACUCCGACUGUGAACCUCCGCUGGAGUGGCUGGUCAGAUGCCGAUGCAGGCGUUGCCCAUUUUGUGAGGGAGGUGUAUGAACUCCACGCCGUAGGGAAUGAACUCAGAGUUAAACGUCAGGUCGAUACUACAACUGUAACCAGUUCAACGACGUCCAACAGCUACACACUUACUACGGCGGGCGUGUACUCUGUUGUCCUAUCUGCCUAUGACCAGGCAGGUAAUCACAGAAGUGCCAGGCGGAUCGUGCUCUAUGAUGGUACGUCGACUGUAACAACUCAGUCUAAUAAAGAACUCCGUGUGAUGACAGCAUCAUCAGCAACGUCAGAGUGGCAAACGACGUCAUCCGCAUUGACAGUGGACUGGACCAACAGAUACAUCAACACAGUACAUCACAACAACAAGUGGCUGCAAGGGGUGGCUUCUCUUGCGGGGCUCGGCUCUGACUUUGAUGACAACGAGGGUGACAGAAGAGUGGCUGCCAUCGACAAUGUUCAGGGUGUAACGCGAUUCUUGUCGUCAUACAAAGUCGACCACAAAGGAGGAUCUUCCAUCGUAAGUCCACCAGAUGGUGAGGAGUUCACCAGUCAAGGUCUGAGACAGUCACAAACAAUAAAACCCUCAGUAGCGGAUGGGGACACUGUACGUUUCUGGGUGCGGGCCUAUGACAUCAAGUCGGACAUGAAAGAAGAAAGUGUGACAGUCAACAUAGACACAUCACCUCCAGUCAUAGAGAACCUGUGGCUCACCAGAGGAGACAGACUCAACAUAAGUGUUCAUAACGUGGAGGAAUUCGCCGAAAUGACAAUGGAGUGGGUUGCAUACGAUGAGCACAGCGGCCUGGAGACGGUGUCAUGGCGGAUUGUAGAUAAAUACCAGGGUCGAAACAUCGUGCAUGGACUUCAGCACAUCGCGGCUCAAGGAGAAACAACCAGUAUGGCUCAUUGCAAGACCACCUUCGCUGGUGUCGCCAGGGGAGCUAACUGUUACUGCACUCCAGCCAAAGGUUGCUACCAUCGUCACUUUCAAGUAAGACCGACCGUAGUUGACAGCAGUCUCCCACAUGGAGGAAUAUUCAGUGACAAAAGCAAGGGAGCUCACGACUCGGACUACCAUCUAGAGGUCACCGUGACAAACCACGCCAAACUUACUACAAAGAUGCAGUUUAAAGUGACAAUAGACGCAAGUGCCCCUCAUCCUGGCGUUGUCCACGAUGGUCAGUCUGGACGCCCGGAAGUUGACUACCAGGACAGUCUCCAGCUCCGCGCCCACUGGGACGGAUUCUUUGACAGAGAGAGUGGAGUCAAAUUCUACCAAUAUAGAUUUGGCUCAAACUGUUUCCAAGCAGAUGAUUUUGGAUUAGACACAGGUUCAUUGCAGGUCACUGAAACUUAUUCCACAUCCGCCUCCUGGACAGCGCCCUCUGUCGGCAAGUAUCACGUCACAGUGGUGGCCUACAACCGAGCACUAGAAGCAUCCGACCCUGUGUGUUCUGACGGAGUGACUAUAGACACAACGCCACCUAGUGUCAGUGACGUGGCAGUGAGAGACUCCAUAGUGGUGGAGGGCCUGGUCAAGUCAUCAGAUAAUGCCGUGUGGUUCAUCGACGCCCACAGAAGACGAACCCCAUUAGUCACUCCAGAUAACACUUGCAGUUCCAAGGCUACGUCUGUAGAUGACGGGAAGCUUUCCCUGUUUCCAACACAUCGCUACAACAACGGAAGUGUGGUGCAACUCUACAACCCUGAGUGUGAAUCUCUCCUGGCAUUGCCUGCCACCUUCAUCAACACACUCUACAUCUACAGAGAACACCAUCUAUUUGUAAACUGGACUGGCAGUGACACAGAGAGCGGUAUUUAUGACUACGAGCUGGGGCUGAUGUCAGAUCCUUCUGAUAAAGACGCUCCAGACAUCCUGCCCUACACGUCCACUCAUCAUCAUCCUCAGUAUCAGGGCUACCAUCCUCGUCUCAGUGAGGGGCAAGAGUUCUACAUCGCCAUCAAGGCUAUCAACAAAGCUGCACUCACAACCAUAAAGAUCAUAGGUCCCUUAAUCGUUCACACAACAUACCCUGGAUUUACGGGCGUAGUGAGAAUGAGUGUUGGCAGUAGUCACCUCCUAGCACGGUGGUCUGACAAGGCCUUCUCGGACCCAGAGACGUCCUAUCUCAAGUACGAAGUGGCUGUCGGAUCUAAAGACGAACAAUCGACAGUAAUUCCCUUCACGGCCCUGCAGUCAGGAGGGGGAUGCACACUGACGUCGCCACCUACAUGUACAGCUGUAGCCCUCACAGACCUCCACUGGGACCUCCAUCACAGCCACACCUACUUUGUGUCAGUCAGGGUCACCAACAUAGUCGGGCUGUCCACAGUUGCAGUGUCGGAGCCCUACGUCCAUGACGUGGCACUACCGUCACAUGGUGUUGUGGAAGACGUAAUUCCAGCUGGAGAAGAAUCCUUGUUUGAUAUAAGUGCAUUUGACGAUACUGACCAUCAGGUGUCCACCUCAGUCCUUAGAGCCAGAUGGUACGGAUUCGACACAGGUGUCAGCGUCGUAACCUAUAAGGUUGGAAUUGGCUCUCGGCCUUCGCAAACUGAUGUCAAGGAGCUUGUGUCAGUGGGAAACAAACUGCAACAUGAAUUUAAUGACUUAAGUAUGACAGAAAAUCAGAAGUAUUUUGUGACUGUCGUGGCAGUUACUGGUGGAGGAGAGAUGACGGUGUCCUCUGACGGUGUGACGAUCAUCAGGCCAAAUGUUGAUGUCACAGGUGUCACUAUUAGAGAUGGACCAGGGUGCCGUGAUUCUGGUAUCCGAGACUUGGCGGGCCAGGGUAACCAACCGGUAUGCACCACCGAUAUCACAUACCAAGUAUCCCCUUCGACAUAUUCUGCCUACUGGACGAGAAGUGACGUCAGUAAAGAGAGGUACCCGGAAGUAUAUUGGAGUCUGCAGGAAAAACUUCCCCGGUCAGAUGAUUUGUGGCACGGCGUGAGAGAUUACGAGCAUCUUGGGACAUCGGAGAAGAUUGCAGUCGGAGGUGUGGCAUUAGAGCCAGGACAUAUGUAUAAAGCCUCUGUCAAGUUCUGUGCUGGUAAAGUCUGUAUGAAGCCCAUCCACAGUGACGGUGUGACUGUCAUACCGCACCCCCCAGCAACUGGAAGCAUGGCACUGACAUAUGAGGAGUCUGUGGGGGGACAGGCACAGAUCCAGGUGACGAUGUCCCGGUUCCGUGAUUCCGACAUACCCGUGGCAUCGGAAGCCUAUGACGUCAUUGACAAGUACGAGUGGGGACUCACAGAUAACAGUCACAGCAGCAAAAUGUUGAUCAACUGGCAGACGGUCGACGCCGAAAGAAUAAACACCAUAGGCGACAAGAUACGUUUCCAGAUAACUCUUCCGCAGCAUCUCGACUUUACUAAGUGCAGAAGAGUAGCAGUCAGAGGCUACACUCGAGUUGGCCUAUAUGCAACAGUGUCGGCGGAUGUCAAAGACUGUGCAGCGUUUGACCCGGUGUAUAUUGUACCUUCAGUUGUCCUAGAUGCUAUUGGCAAAGCAAAAGCACCAGAUCAGGGUUAUAGCAUAAGCUUAGAUCAGAACAAUCACUGGGAACACGCUGAUGCUGACUACACUCCCUACAAGAACAUCCUGUCUGCUGUGUGGCCGACUCUGCGUCACAGGAACUACACGUGGGCAGUGGUGUCAGGUGACCAGGUGGACCCCUCGUCUCACUACAAGAGAGAGAGUCUGAUGACCGUCACUGACCCCUGUAGCAUGCCGGAUGUCAUCAGGUGUGGACAUACAGCUGAUGAGUUCCUUAACGUAGAACUCAGUGAAGGAACCUAUCUCCAGCAUGGGAAGAGGUUUUAUGUGUGCAUCCAUGCCGAUGAAAAGAACGCUCCGUUCGAGAAGUGGACGUCCCAGCUGACUGAAGUGAAUGCCUGCAGUGACGGCAUCACAGUCGACCUCACACCACCUUCACCGGGGACAGUUCACAUUGGAGGUCUUACUGGCAUGUACCAGGUGAGCACCACGGAAGUUGAUGUGAAGUGGGCAGGCUUCACGGAUGUGGAGGAGGAGAAGGCAGCUUCACACUGGAGUGGAAUCGCAGCUUAUCAAGUUGCUAUAGGAUCUGUUCCCAGUGGAGAAGAUAUAGUCAAGUUCACCGAUGUCGGUUCUGUGCAGCGUGCAACCCUACAUAGUCUGAACCUCCAGAUUGGCAGAACAUACUAUGCGUCUAUCAAGGCAAUUGAUUUUGUGAACAAAACAACAGUGGCAGGGUCAGACGGGUUCCUUGUCGACUCCACAGCCCCAACACUAACUGGUCGCCACAUACAACUGGAGCACAGAUACAUAGCGUCUCGUCUCCUUCAUGUUUGUUGGACUAAUGUAUUCUCUGAUCAGGAGAGUGGACUGUCAGCCUACAUGGUUGCCAUGGGCACCAGGCCAGGCUACGACGAUUUGAUAGAAUACACCUUUACAGACCAAGAAUGUCUCGAUAUGGAUACGCAUGGUCGCGCAAUUGAUGGACACUCUUAUUUCAUCUCCUUAAAGGGAUACAACGGUGCAGGUUUGUACACACUGACCUCAUCACGGCCUCUGGUUGCGGACACAAUGCCUCCAUCUGCUGGCCACGUCUACGACGGAGUACAGUCAGCUGCCACACAUGGUGACAAGGACAAGGAUUAUAUCACCAGUGUCUCCGAGAUGGGGGCCUACUGGGAAGGCUUUGUCGACCCACACUCUCCGAUUGCGGUGUACAAGGUGAAGGUCGGGACCUGUGCAGGAUGCGAUGAUACCCUUGGGGAAAUAGAAUAUGGAUUAACUCCCAACAUCAGCCUCCUGCAUAUCCUGGUCUCCCCUGGAGUGAAGUACUUCACCACAGUGACAGCCUGUAACACAGCAGACCUCUGCAGCAGGUCCUCCACCUCAGACGGUGUCAUCCUGGACAGCUCCCCGCCAGUUGCUGGCACAGUGCAGGAUGGCACAGGCGAUGUGGACAUACAGUUCCAGGCUUCCAGGACAUUCAUCGGGUGCAAGUGGCGAGGCUUCCAUGACCCUGAGUCUGGGGUAGGCCACUAUGAAUGGCGUGUGGGGACAACACCAGGAGGUGACGAGAUUCUCGCAGCCAGGAAUGCAGCCCUUGAGGAGGUCAUGUUCCACACCAUGUCACGUGACCAGCAGUUGCCAGUAGGACGGACGAUCUACACCACUGUCAGGGCCUUCAAUAAAGCAGGUCUCUACACGGAGUCUACGUCCAAUGGUGUCAUCAUCGACGACAGCGCGCCGACAGUGGUGAAAUCACCGGCGUUGACGCCGGCUCUAGCGUCAGCUGUAGCCCAGUCGUCCGUUAGCCGAACAACUCUGAGCACACAAUGGAAAUAUGAGGACGUACAGUCGUCUGUGGAAAGGCAGUACCUUUCUCUGUCUUCUCAUCAACUCGGGGAGUUCAAGCGCUCCACUAUUGAGAUCCCAAGUUUUCUCACUGAGUACACCUAUACUGGCCUUGAACUUCACGAUGGAAGUAGAUACAAGGUGAAGGUGAUUGCUUGCAAUAUGGCGGGUCUCUGCACAAAUGCUGAAACUCAAGACAUUCUGGUUGACAGCUCAAAGCCUCACACAGGUACAUUUGCUAUAGAAACUGACCACGCAGCGAGAUUGUCCCGGCACCAGCAAGGCGGGAUGACGUGGACAAGGAACAGUCUGAAGCUAACCUGGCUGGGCUUCUCCGAUCUCCAUUCCGAAAUAGACCAUUAUCUUGUUUCAGUGGGAUUCCAAGAGUUCGGCACCGAUUACAAUAAGGGCAAGGUUCCCGCAAGCACCCCCCAUGAUGCAUCCGGAGUUGACAAGGGCGACGAGGGAGUCCUCCAGACGUUCACUGUAGCCACCGAGACCCUGCCUCCAGAGGGGUCUGUGUUUGUAGCUAUCUGGGCUGUGAAUGGGGUAGGACUACAGAGCGACGCGUACCACGCUGAACUGGAGCUUGAUGGAGACCGGAUACUGUGGCUGGUGAGGAGGUGCCAGGCCUACAACUGCGAGGGGCACUGUGUCUGUGCUGUGGAAGGCGGAACGUGUCAUGAUACCAAGGGCUGUACAACACUGAAGAACGGAGGAGGGAACAGUAUUGCAACUGUCAUCGAUGUCACUGAUCUUAGUUUCCCGUCUGCCGCUCCUGACGUGGAUUUCUCUCCCGUGAACACAUUCAUGGCUGCCAUGUGGUCUGUGACAGCAUCCCAGGGUUUGCCUAUCACACGCUAUGAGUACAGUAUUGGAGAGAGCGGCAAGUCUUCACCACAGGGUGUUUUCAGUAUCGCCACAGACAGAAUAUGGUUUGAUGCGGGACAACAAACUUCUGCAAUUAUGUCUCUGCCACAAGGCAGGUCGUUGACGUCUGGAGGAAAGUAUUCCUUCUUCGUGAGGGCCUGGUAUGAUGACAAUACCUACAGCAUCUUCACUUCCGACGGCGUCAUUGUCGACACCUCCCCACCGGCUGUGACAGACAAGCUCGGCCUUGCUGUAAAAGAAGUCGAGGGUACCGGCAAAACGAAGGACGUUGACUUCCAGAUUAAAGCAGAUACAGUGACCUUCACUUGGACCAACAAGUUCAUCCUUGGUCAGAGCGGCAUUCUCAAAUACAGACAAUACAUAAGCACCGUCCCCAAAGGUCACAGUAUUCACGCUUCCGGGGAUCUGACCUCCACCAGCUACACAGCGACAGGUCUGAGUCUACGUCCAAACACAGUUUACUACUCCAGUGUCCUGGCUUACAACAAGGCUGGUCUGGUCAGCUGGGCCUACUCUGAUGGUGUACAGGUGGACGUCCUGCCUCCUGAACCAGGAAGAGUGCACGAUGGCCUGGAUAUCCACGACAAGGACUACCAGAGUUCUCCAUCAGAAGUCUCGGCCUCCUGGUACGGCUUCUCGGACACAGACUCCACAAUCGUCAAGUAUUUCUGGUGUGUGGGGACAGUCAACGACACAACAGACUGCAGUGUGAAGGACUGGCUGGAUACCGGACUACACACCUCUUUCAGGACAUCGAUAUCACCUCUCAUUUCCAGUGGUACAAAAUUAUGGAGCAAAGUGUAUGCUGUAGAUGCAGUGGGUCAUACCUCUGAUGUAUCUGUGUCUGAUGGAGUUGUCAUCGACACAUCCCCACCUGAACCUCAGGCUAUGGCAUAUCUUGGAGACAAUCUGGUGAAGAACCCGUCGUUCGAGGUUGAUAAUAUUACUGGUAUUGCCACACGCUGCAACCUUGUCUUACCUUCAUCAUGGGAAACUGACACAGCGUCCUGCAUCAAGGUGCUAGCGCCCGAAUCACCUUUAGCUAAAGAGGGAAAUAUGUUUGUGUCAGUCAGUGGGAGCAUUCACCAAACGAUCUCGGGUCUUGAGACUGGGAGGCAGUACAAGCUGACACUGCAUGUUGGAUACCCAGAAACCGUUUCCAACAAUCACAGAUCAGUUGAUGCAAUAGUUACAAUAGGAGGUGAACUUUUCAGCUUCACACUUGACCCUAACCUCUGUGGAGGCACCUGCAAUGUCGGAGAACACUCAGUCAUCCUCUGGAACAAACACACAUACAGGUUCACAUCCGCGGAUACCAGUGCAGUACUGAAGAUAGCAUCAUCGUCCCGGAUGAUGGAGUUUGUGCUGGACCAUGUGAGUGUUCAGACUGUGGACUAUGUUGCUGGUCCGGACAGUGUGGAUACAGAGGAGCAUCUGAUGGUCCACUCUGUGUUCAUGUCUCACUGGUCAUCUCUACAUGCUUCCUGGCACUUUGAGGAUCAGCAGUCCCCAAUUACACAGUACAAGUGGGCGAUUGGCUCGGUCACCGGUGGAACACAGCUACAGAGCUACAAGAGCGUGGGGCGGCAAACACAGGCAACCGUCUCAGACCUUCGCCUGACGCACAACGCGAGAGUUUACAUCACUGUCAUGGCAACCAAUGGUGCUGGACUGACGAGUGUCACGUCCUCUGAUCCCGUCACGGUGGACAUGACUCCGCCGCAGUUUGACUUUGUCAUGGAUGGUGCCGCACUAGACGAGGAUUACCAGUCAUCAGGUGUAGUGAGCGUAAACUGGCAGGUGCAGGAUGCAGAGUCAGGCGUUGAUCACUGUGACUGGGCUAUCGGGAGAACACGAGGCAGCAGUGACAUGAAACAGUUUGAGAGGGUCCCUCCAGGCCAGGCCACAGCUCAACAUGAUAUUAGCACAAAGCUCCAUACGUCGUCUAUGACGGUCUACACAACAGUCCGGUGCUUCAACAAGGCAGGACUGGUGGCGGCCAUGACGUCAGAUGGAGUUGAGGUGAUCCAGGCUAGGAACCAAACAUCAAUUCUAGGCUUCGGUAUCCUGAAAGAAAGUCAGUCGGUGUACAGUGAGAGAGAUGUGUGUCACCAGAGUCAGGAGAAAGUCAGACUCCAUUGGGAAGAAACAAGCAGCAAUUUCAAAGAUGUUGUGGUUGGAAUCGAGGGAGAGAAGAUUGCAUAUCAGAUCGACGUUUCCAAUUCCUUGGAAUAUACAUUUGCAACGCUGGCGGGCUUGAAACUCCAGAACGGUUCAGACUAUGAGGCCCUUAUCUUCCCUGUGGAUGUACUUGGGGGAACAGGAGAAAAGACUGCCUCGAAUUUCACAGUCCAUGGAAUUCCUCCAGCAGUUUCUGCCUCCAGGAGUAUGUCGCUGGCACGCAAUGGCUCGGACUUGCUAGUGUCGUGGCCAUCUGUGUUCACCUCCCCGUGGGAUACCCUGCAGUACGAAAUCCAGGCGGGUACUGUUCAGGCAGGGGCCGACAUUGUUGAGAGAAUGCUGACCAAGAAAACUGAAUUUCGAAUUACCUUGGCUUCAACGCACAACAACAUCAAAAGCUUAUUUCUAACUGUAGCUGCUUUUGACCCAUGCGGCCUGUCGGCCUAUCACUCGAAGGUGUUCAGUAUAGCCUAGAUAACAUACACGUUACGUUUCCUGAUUCACAAAACAUUCAGACGGCCAUAGGUGAUACUUUCAUUUUAUUCAUAUUUAUGGUAAGGGCUGUACGGACACCAAUCCUUUGGUUUUAUUAAUAACGUUUCAAGAUAAAUGUCAUCACAGUUUUAUUUGUUUGUAUCUAUUUUCUAUGUUGCAUUUCGAUAAAUCUCGAAAAUGGAAAUGCACAGAACUUAGAAAUUUUGAAGAAAUUUUCUCCUGCAGUUCUGUGAAUGUACCCCGUGUCUUAGUUUGCACAACAAACAUGCCCUUAUUGACUGUGAUACAGAGUUUAUUUUCUCCUUGAAUUCCAUAUAUUGAUUAAAAGAUAUCUUUUUCUUAA
Molecule: messenger RNA, 10668 nt
Organism: Haliotis rufescens (red abalone)
Lineage: Eukaryota; Metazoa; Mollusca; Gastropoda; Lepetellida; Haliotidae
Exons: 53
Coding region: 108-10304 (3398 amino acids)
Molecular function (GO): protein binding
Source: RefSeq, a predicted model, not a curated record